AUGUCGGCGAGUUUGUUAGUUUCGGCGUCAAAAGGUGUUAAAAUAUGGGAUUUAAAGUCGAUAACUGGUGAUAAGAAUUCCAAUGAAAUUGAGACAUCAAAGGCAAUUAUUCCAGAACAAUUGCUUGGUGUUGAAGUUUCUUCGUUUGCUCCUGACGAUGCUUCAACUGGAGUCAGUGUAGUUCGUUGGAGUCAUGACAAUCAGCUAUUGGCUGUAGUGGGAAAUGAAGGAACUCUUACAAUACAUGAUUCGCAAGGAAAAUUUAUAGAAACAAUACCGUCGAAUAAUUAUGUAUCAGACGAUUACACAAAAAUUAAUUCUCUUCGCUUUUCAGAUAAAUCACAAUAUGUUUUGUUUGGAGGUUCUGAUAAGAUUGUUAAUAUCUGGGAUCGUAAAGGAUCAACUUUUAUUGAGCCUUUGGAGGGACAUAGUAGUGCUAUAACGUGUAUUGAUUUGAAUUUGGAUGAAUCCAUUGUGGCUAGUUCUGCAUUAAACGGAAACAUCAUUAUUCAUAAUCGACAAAAAUCCAAUUCACGGAAUAAUUUGGCCGUAUCUACAAAACAACCAAUAAACGUUUUGCAAUAUUCAUAUGUAAAACGAGGUCUGUUAGCGGCUGGUGGUGAAGAUGGAUCAUUACGAUUAUGGGAUACCAGUGGAUCUACGACAGCAAUACAGACAUAUGAAAAAGCUCAUCAUUCAGAGAUUAAAGGAAUAGCCUUUUCGCCUUCCAAUUCACAUUUGUUGUUAAGUGCAGGAAUGGAUAGGCGUAUUGUUAUGUAUGAUGUUGGCAAAAAAGAGGCGGACUGUGUUACUAUAGCAGUGGGUACGCUUCAAGGCAAGAUUUUGAUAUAUGACUUGCGUUCGCUUAACAAAGUCAUGUGUACAUUAAAUGGAUAUGAAUCUCGUCCUAUUCAAUGUUUACAUUUUCAGGAAAAAAGUCGUACUUCCAUGCGUCGCGCUACCUUGAGUAAGAAUAAAAAUAGUCAUAUUAGAACAUCCUCGAGGGGGACGGCGACACUUCCCAUUUCUUCUUCUAACAAAUCGGCAAAGGGUGUGGCAGCAAAAUCAUCAUCUCCGGUCCUUAGCGAAUCAAAGGGGAAAAAUUAUAUGGACAUGUUUUCGCCAGUUAAGAAGGUGGUUAAGGAUGAUAUUACUAUUGAUGACACCGUUGCUAGCAAUACAGAAAAUAACAUUGAUAACAAUAAGAACCAUAAUGGAGCUGCUGACGAAAACGUUAAUACUCGAAACAUUAUUGAUAAAAACAGGAUACACGUGAACCAUAGUGUAGCUGCUAACGAAAACGUUCAUAUUAAAACCAUCAUUGAUGAUAAGAUCCACGUGAACCAUAGUAGAGCCGCUGACGAAAAUGUUAUUACUAAAAACAUCAUCGAUGAUAAGAUCCAUAGUAGAACUACAGAGGAAAACGUUAUUACUAAAAACAUCGAUGAUAAGAUCCAUGCUAAACAUGGUGGAGCUGCUGAAGAAAACAUUAAUACUAAAAAUAUGAUAAAUGAUAAGGACCACAUGAACCAUAAUAGAGUCGCUGACGAAAACGUUACUAUUAAAAACAACAUUGAUGAUAACCAUAGUAGAGCUGUUGAAGAAAACGUUAACACAAUAAGCACAGCAACAAAUUUUCAGCUUCAAGUUAUUGGAAGCGUUGUUGAUGAAUGCUUGCAAGACUUCCGGAUAUCAUUACGAAAUGAUAUACAAAAUAUGCAUUUGGAAUUGUUACGACAGUUUCAUAUUCAAAAGGUUUCUGGGUUUAUGGAUAAUUAUAUAAUUGAAUAUAUUAAUAGAUUAAAUACUAAUUCUUAUUCCCAAUUUAUAGAUGGAAAUUGA
Funneliformis geosporum is the source of this 1842-nucleotide messenger RNA. The record is from the annotation of a GenBank genome assembly. Lineage: Eukaryota; Fungi; Glomeromycota; Glomeromycetes; Glomerales; Glomeraceae.